GUUGACAGAGGUCCCCCUAGUCUGUAGAGAGGUCACUUUGCGUUUUUUUAAUAUUUCUAAGAAGCUUUGGUAUUCUACAUUGGCAUUGGUAUUUGUCAAGGCCGUAUUCAGGCUCUUUCAAACAAGUCAGACAGGCGGUUACUGUGAGCGAACACCAUGAUAAAGCGUGCGGUGUACCUGAUCAUACUGGUGCUGAUUCAUCUGGUGUAUGGCGUGACAUGGCUCUCGCUGCUGAAGCUCAGCCUGGGCAUCAUACUGGUGUUUUACAUCGCAGUGCCGCUCAUCUACCACUUUUGUCCGACCGUUCCGCGCCACCUGGUCUUCCUGCCCUUCUUGCGAUGGCCGCGGGGCAUCAGUUUCACCCAGCCGGAGCUGUCGGGCCUGCGGGCGGCGCGCAACUUUUACGUCACGACCUCGGAUGGCGUGCGCCUGGGCGUCUGGCACAUUUUGCCCGAGCAGGAGAUCGACCGCGUGUCUAACGGAGACGGGGAGCCGGACAGCACGGUCUUCGAGUCGCGUCUGUCCUCCGGGGCGCCCAUCAUCUUCUAUAACCACGGCAACUCGGGCUCCCGCGCCGGACCACACCGCGUCGAGCUGUACAAGGUGCUGCGCAAGAUCGGAUACCACGUGGUCUGCUUCGACUAUCGCAGCUACGCCGACUCGUCCCAGGUGAUACCUAGUGAAACGGGCGUCGUCUCGGACAGCAGGUUCAUGUACAAGUGGCUGCGACAGCGUGCCGGCCGCUCGCCCAUCAUCGUGUGGGGACACUCACUUGGCACCGGUGUGACCUCCCACAUGGUGGCUGACCUGUGUCUGGAGGGUGACCGUCCGACGGCGCUGGUCCUGGAGUCGCCCUUCAACAACAUCCAGGAGGAGGUCAGACUGCACAAACUGGCCUCGGUGAGUGAAUGA
Amphibalanus amphitrite is the source of this 912-nucleotide messenger RNA. RefSeq names its product lysophosphatidylserine lipase ABHD12-like. The coding region runs from base 157 to 912 and encodes 251 amino acids. Gene Ontology annotation, molecular function: monoacylglycerol lipase activity; phosphatidylcholine lysophospholipase A1 activity. Lineage: Eukaryota; Metazoa; Arthropoda; Thecostraca; Balanomorpha; Balanidae. The transcript has 7 exons. Gene Ontology annotation, biological process: phosphatidylserine catabolic process; monoacylglycerol catabolic process. The record is from RefSeq and is a predicted model, not a curated record. Gene Ontology annotation, cellular component: endoplasmic reticulum membrane.